Leptidea sinapis is the source of this 1277-nucleotide messenger RNA. It is a transcript of the gene Elp5, whose product is annotated as elongator complex protein 5. The record is from RefSeq and is a predicted model, not a curated record. Gene Ontology annotation, cellular component: cytosol; elongator holoenzyme complex; nucleus. NCBI's taxonomy places the organism in Eukaryota, Metazoa, Arthropoda, Insecta, Lepidoptera, Pieridae. The transcript has a single exon. Gene Ontology annotation, molecular function: tRNA binding. The coding region runs from base 87 to 839 and encodes 250 amino acids. Gene Ontology annotation, biological process: tRNA wobble uridine modification.
UAGUUUGUUAGUGAGUAGGUCUCAAUAUUCUGUAAAAAUAAUUUUUAGGCUAAUUAACUAAAAGGUUAUAAUUUAUAUUCUUAAUAAUGACCCUCUUUAAACUACAAACAUCGGCUUGUAUUCUUGUUGAAGAUCAUUUGAGCAAUAAUUGUUUACCCCUAAUUCGGGACCUUAUUUUGAAUGAUCCUUGUCUGAUAUUAUUGUGCUAUGAACAACCUGCAGAACUAUGGAGGGAUGUUUUAAAACAAAAGCAUCUUAUAUGCUAUGAUGAAUAUUCUCCAGAUAAAUGGAUUAAACCCACGAAAAGGACAACAAUUAUAAUAGAUUCAGUUAAUCAAAUGGCCCUAUUCCAUGGCUGGAAUGAGUGUUUAAAUUUUAUUAAAUCGCUUGAAUUUGAUUCAAAUAUUACGAAAUUAAUAUUAAUUUUACAUAAAGACUGUUUGUUACUCAAUACAAAGCUACAAAUACAUUUAAACCAUAUGGCACAUUCAAUUGUGUCUUAUGAUGCAAAACAACUUGAUAAAAUACAUGUACAAAUAAAGAAAGCGGGUAAAGUUGUUAAAAGUGAGGAAGUUUUAUCAUGGGAUGUUGAUAAUGAAAUACUAAAAGCCACAACAGUAGUGACACAACUAAAGAAUAUUGAUGUUGUAGAAAAUGUGUCUCCAGCAAGUCUUACAACAUUCAAAAUAGAAACAGAUCAAAUUGCUCAAAUGGAAAGGAAUAAAUUUCAAUUACCAUAUAUGAGCAAAAUAAAUGAAGGGCAAGGAAGAGUCUUCUAUGAACCAGAUGCUGUAGAUGAUUGGGAUGAUGAAGAUCCCGAUGAUGAUCUGGAGAUAUGAAAUUUGUAUGGAAUUGAUGAAUGUGGCAAAAAAACUAUUGAAUUGAAAAUUGCGCUAUUGCACAUCAAAAUGUCAUCUUGCAGUUUCUCACCAUAAUAAUUAGAAUACCAAUUGCAAUCUGUAUGGAUACUACAAGACAUCUCUGAUGCAGUUUUAACUAAUGAUGUGUAGUCCUGCAAACGAAUAUUUUGUAAUUAGACUCCUACUACAGUUGUACUGAUAAUUACACAUUACUAAUAUGUAUUCAAAGAUCAUUAUGAAAAUAUAAAACAGAACAGGAGUUGUGUAUGUACCAACCUACCACUCAAACUUUAUCUACCUUGGAGUUUAAAGACAAUCCAAUUUACAGAACAAUAUAUUUAAAGGCAAUUAUAAUAUAUAAAAUUUAAAUUUACUAACUUAUACUGUUUGUUUAAUAAAAUACAAAGUAAUUUGUAA